GGAAAAGCUCAUCCAGGGGAGGCAGAAAGAACCGACAAUCCCAAUGAUCCCCCUGACUCUUCCAGGUUACCAGUCAAGCUCUCAUUUGAGGACAUUCCAGGUAAACUCCCAGCAAGGAUUUCCACCAGAAAGAUGGAUUUCCAGGCUGAUUUGGAAGAGGAUAUUAAUAUUCAAGAUAACAAUUCCCAGAUAUUUCACAACUUUUCCAUGUCUGAUCCAAGCAGCAAUGUUACCUACGCCAGUGUUAUAAUGCCGACAGUCUUUGGAGUCAUCUGCUUGCUUGGGAUCAUUGGCAAUAGUGUGGUCAUAUACACCGUCUUCAAGAAGUCCAAGUUCAGGUGCAGCAGCAGCGUGCCAGAUAUAUUUAUCAUUAAUCUUUCUGUGGUCGACCUGCUUUUCCUCCUGGGCAUGCCUUUUCUAAUCCACCAGCUUCUGGGCAAUGGAGUUUGGCAUUUUGGAGAGACCAUGUGCACGCUUAUUACUGCUUUAGAUACCAACAGCCAGUUUACAAGCACUUAUAUACUCACUGCCAUGUCCAUUGAUCGUUACCUUGCUACCGUGUACCCCUUUACCUCGGCAAAGUAUAGGAAGCCACCUAUAGCGAUUAUGGUCAUCUGCAUUCUUUGGGUUUUGUCCCUUCUAAGUAUCACACCCGUUUGGAUGUAUGCAAGACUUAUUGCUCUGCCUGGAGGGGUUCUGGGAUGUGGAAUCACACUCCCUAACCCAGAAAGUGACAUAUACUGGUACACACUGUAUCAGUUUUUUCUGGCUUUUGCCAUUCCAUUUGCUGUGAUCUCAGUGGCUUACCGUAGAAUCCUGUUGAAAAUGGCAUCCUCGGAAGCUCUGACAGCUCACAGAAGUUCAAGGAUAAGGACUAAGAAAGUAACCAGGACAGCUAUUGCGAUAUGCCUGGUUUUCUUUAUCUGCUGGGCUCCAUUUUAUGUUCUUCAGAUAAUUCAGUUGGUGAUGGACCAGCCAACUCUUGCUUUCCAUUAUGCUUACUGUGUUGCAAUUAGCAUGGGCUAUGCAAACAGCUGCAUUAACCCUUUUAUCUACAUUAUCUUGUGCGAGACCUUCAGGCGUAGGUUUAUUGUCUCCGUACAACCAGCAGAAGACCAUCCAGAGAGCAGGAUCCGCAUGAAAUUCCGAACAGAUCCACCUUCUGGAAGUGGACAACCUCUCCUUCAGCUUGUUCCUGUAUCAACUGGCAGCUAACCCAAUGCUCAUGCAUGGUUAAUAACUUGUAUUCAUGUUAUGAGUUACUACAUUAUCCAAAUUUUUUAACAUGUGCAUGUUUCCUGGUCAAUCUUAAAAGAUAACCCGAGUCAGAGAAGGGCUUGGUAUAUCGAACUGUUCUACUGACUUUCAAGGGUCCCCAUGAUUAUGAUUGUAGCCAUGUGGUUACCUUUAUGUGUUGAGAUGUUUUUUUUCACUGUACAAAUUUCUAAAGAUCUUUUGCCAUUUCUUUUACGGUGCAAAUUCAUGACUUGCAGUCUGUAGACCAUUUAAACAAAAAAAAGCCUCUUACACUUUCAAUAAAUGCAAGCGAAUUGCAA
This is a messenger RNA of Xenopus tropicalis (tropical clawed frog), 1556 nucleotides long. RefSeq names its product melanin-concentrating hormone receptor 1, gene 2 (gene mchr1.2). The record is from RefSeq and is marked provisional. NCBI's taxonomy places the organism in Eukaryota, Metazoa, Chordata, Amphibia, Anura, Pipidae. Gene Ontology annotation, molecular function: melanin-concentrating hormone receptor activity; G protein-coupled receptor activity. Gene Ontology annotation, biological process: neuropeptide signaling pathway; G protein-coupled receptor signaling pathway; signal transduction. Gene Ontology annotation, cellular component: plasma membrane; membrane.